Nematostella vectensis (starlet sea anemone) is the source of this 2941-nucleotide messenger RNA. RefSeq names its product forkhead box protein Q1. Gene Ontology annotation, biological process: regulation of transcription by RNA polymerase II; cell differentiation; anatomical structure morphogenesis. NCBI's taxonomy places the organism in Eukaryota, Metazoa, Cnidaria, Anthozoa, Actiniaria, Edwardsiidae. Gene Ontology annotation, molecular function: RNA polymerase II cis-regulatory region sequence-specific DNA binding; DNA-binding transcription factor activity, RNA polymerase II-specific. The transcript has 2 exons. The coding region runs from base 443 to 1237 and encodes 264 amino acids. The record is from RefSeq and is a predicted model, not a curated record.
UACUCAGUGACAGACGUACCAGAGUGGCUGUCCGCUGCAUCUAACAAAACGACAUAACAACGUACCCUUCUGUUUUGAGAUGGGUAAACUAAAGCAAAAAAGGCGCGAAAUCACCGCGUUGUAGCUCGCGCUUGGCGGGAAUUCCAGUUAUAGAUUAAACGCACAACAAAUGUUUUGUUUAAAACCACUUUACUCCGGUAUUAAUAGUGGGGCUAAUUGACCGUCUAAAGCUCUGUAAACAAUAAUUGAUACGAUGUGGGUGGUUACAUGCUUGUCAGAAGGCGAUUUGUAAAAAUGCGAUUGCGCAUAUUUUUAGCAAGGACGACUUAAUGCCGGUAAACACUUCUCCACUACAUCAGAUAAAGAGGGCUCUCGGAAUACGAUCACCAUAACGAACUCGCUUAUAAAGAAGCAACCUUGUGCCGUAGCUCGGAAUACUAUCAUGAUGAUGUCCAUGAGUGGUGGUUCUCAGUGCCUGGAGAAAGCUGAGCGCAUGAAGCCACCCCACUCGUACAUAGCUCUGAUUGCUACCGCAAUUCUCAACUCCCCCGAGAAAAGGCUUACGUUAACCGAGAUUAACGAGUACUUAGUGAAGCAUUAUGUCUUCUUCAGAGGAUCAUAUCAAGGGUGGAAGAACUCCGUCAGGCAUAACUUAUCCUUUAAUAAGUGCUUCGUGAAGAUUUUACGAGAUCCAGCAAGACCUUGGGGGAAAGAUAAUUACUGGACGGUCAGCUCACUUAGUGAUUACCUUCUCAGCGAUGGUUCCUUCAGGAGAAGACGGAGGCGCAAGCCUAAGAAGAGAGACUUUGAUUCUAGUCCUGCGGAUGAGAGCCUAGAGCAGGCAAGCUUAGAAGAGCUAGGGACUAACCGGCAAGGACUUUACCUUCCCCGACUGUCCCCUAAGUGCCGAGAGACCGACACAACUAUGCGCGCAUCUCAAUCCACCGCGACUUCACCUAAAUUCCGUGGCUCGUUUUCUAUAGAGAAUAUUCUAUCGGGUGAAAAACAAGAAAAGAAAUCUUCAGACGAACACCAGGAUAUCCACCCUCUCGUCCAUCGCCAGCAUCGCCCCGAAACGGGGGCUCUCCCGCAAAGCCAACCAACACAAUACCCUUCGUCCAAAGGAGGAUAUGUGCUCGUGGAGACCCGCGGGUUAUUGCCGCCCGUCCCGCAAACCUGCGAAGUAUGGAGCUCGUACCAUCAUUAUAACCCACACUACUGCUACUGCUACCACUAGAUGAAGCUACUUUCUUCAUUUUAACACGAUAAUUGGUGAUCUGGGGCUAUCCACAAGAACCUUCCCUCGCAUUCUUGCGAAGUAUGAUUCUACCAUCUUUAAAACGCGACAAUUGGUGAGCUGGGCAACUGAAGAAUUCCAAGGGUAGAAGAACUUGUAAGCGCUGAAGGUGAAGAUAAAGACUAUAUGACAAUUCAGUAGUUUUUAGAAACCUUACUUUGCGUUUAAACUCUCCCAAGAAGCUCUUGGCAGUAUAUACAUUACAAGGUUUAGAACAGGUUUAAACUGCUGUUCGAAAGGAUGGCAAAUGGGAUGUAGGACAUUUUAUCUAAUACGUGGAUAAAUUUGUUAAAAAAACACACUCUCCGGUGUUUAUGUGAUUCGAAUAAGCAUCUAAUGAUUCGGAAAUUCCUGUAAAUAGCAGUCCCUGUGGUGCUCUAGCUUGCGACAUGAAAGCAUUUCGUAUUUCUUUGCGUAAAUUUGACCAAACAUACACAAAAUCAUACGCGGUUUUUGUAACUACACUCGUUAGUAUUUCCUCUUCGAUAUAUUUAACUAUUCACACCAACAUAUCAGUAUUGCAAAUGAAGGUAAAAUUUUAUUGUACAUUUAAACGAAAUGUUUUGUAAACCAAACUUCCACGAUUUUUACAUUAUCAACGUGAUUUUGGUAAAUUCGUCUCACUAUUAUUUAAACAAUAUUUCAGUAUAGCGUCCUUUCUUUUCUUUCUACAAUGCGUUUGUAUCACUGCCUAUAUUGAAGCUUCUAUAAGCAAUAAUUGUAAAGCAACAAGUGAACAAGCCGCCUUUGGUUCGCCUUGGACUCCUUUUUGUUAAUGUAGUCCAAGUUAAACACCUCUUUCUUAUCUUUAUUGCAGCUAUGCUUUUUCACACUCGUUUAGAAAUGUAAUUUUAAUACAAGUUAUUGUGAAAAUGUCUGAUUAGGCUUCCAACGAGGUAUUUAAAACUAGAGUUUGGCGUAAUUUAGGGUUUUUCUUGGUUGCAUGAUGCGUAUUUCCUUCGGAGAGGAAGCAUGGCGUCGUUCUGUCUGGAUCACAUAGCAUUGGUAUUUCGUCUUCUUUUCUAAUGAAAUAAAAGUAUUGUACACUUUAAUAUGUACAAUCCUAUAGUUUUGGAAGCAAAGUUUCAAUAUUCAAGUCAGUAAAUCGGAAAAAGGAUAUUUAAAAACCUCUAAAUUUAUAGGCUUAAUAUCCCUUAUCAAAAUGUCCUUUGAUCGCUUGCCUCGUAUCACUCCUAAACCCUCGAAGGCGCGAGCAACUUGUGUACAUUUAAAGAUACACAUUUUUCAGAAAUGAAACUAUGAGCAAGACAGAUUAUAGAGGGUUUUCUUUUUGUGAAGGUAAUUAAAUCUAGUAGCAGGCCCAGCGUAGAGCGGAAACCAUUAAUUCACUGGGAUGCCCUGUCUGACUGUAAUUGAUUUUGGAAAACAAAUUGCAUUCUAACCCAACUCGCACAAUGAUGUUUGCAUUACUCGAUUUCCUAACUUAAGCGAUUUCUGAUUUUGAUGUAAAUAAAAGAGUUUCUGCCAUACACUUGUUCGUUUAAGGACUAAGGAAAGUAAAUUCGUAAUUUUAUGGUGUGCAUACAUAACAGAUAAUCGAUUAUGAAGUUCAUCUUAGCUUUGACAGUAUCCAGAAAUUGUAAUAUGUACAUAAAACCAUGAGGAAUAAAGUGCAAAUUCAAA